ACAAUCCCACAACCCAAGAAGCCACAAGAAAGCAGCAGCAGCACCGCACGGACCUGACCUCCAACUACAAGCGACGAUCCAGGCUCCAGAGCCCCACGCAAGGCCGGAAGGAGACAGGCAGCAGCCCGGCAGAGCAGCUAAGCCAUGGCGGUGGACCUCAUGUCCUGCGGCGGCGGGGCGUACGAGCAACUGGCGUUCCAGGAGGCAGCCGCGGCGGGGCUCCGCAGCCUGGAGUUGCUCGCUUCCUCGCUCUCCCCGUGCGGCGCGGGGCGGGCGGAGUCGCCGCCGCUCGGGCAGAUCGCCGACCAGGCGGUGUCCCGGUUCCGGCGCGUCAUCAACCUGCUGGACCGCACGGGGCACGCCCGCUUCCGCCGCGCGCCCGCCGUCGCCGCGGUGGAGCCCAUAGAGACGGAGACGCCAGCGUCACAGCAGGCGGCGGCGGAGCCGCCUCAUCAGGCUCAGAACAAAGCCCUGACGCUGGACUUCGCCAAGUCUGUCCCGCCGGCAGCGAACAAGAAGGCCCCGCGGGCGCCGGCCGUGUCCGCGACUUCGACCUCGUUCCUGUCGUCCGUGACCGCGGGCGGCGAAGGGAGCGUGUCCAAGGGGUGCAGCCUCGCCGCCGUGUCCUCGGGCAAGCCGCCUCUCCCGAAGCGCACGUCGCCGUGCCCCGCCGCUGCUCCGCCGGGGGCGCACCACGCCGAGUCCGGCGCUGGAGGUUGCCACUGCUCGAAGAAGAAGCGCAGCCGGCAGGGCCUGUCCCGGCGCACGGUGCGCCUACCCGCGGCCGCGGCAACGCCGGGGUCGCAGCCGCCCGGCCACGUGCCGGCGUCGUCGGACGUACCCCACGACGAGUACUCGUGGCGCAAGUACGGGCAGAAGCCCAUCAAGGGGUCCCCUUACCCGCGCGGCUACUACCGGUGCAGCAGCGCCAAGGGUUGCCCCGCGCGGAAGCACGUGGAGCGCGCCGCCGACGACCCGGCCGUGCUCGUCGUCACCUACGAGGGCGACCACCGCCACGACGGCGACGGCGACGGCGACGGCGGCGUUGGCGCUGGCGCUGCCCGCUCCCGCGCGGCGUGAAGAUCGUUUGCUUCCCGCCGUAGCAGUCAGUGUAGCAGCGGUAGUCAAGUCAAUCGAUACUAGUAGUAGACCUCUUGUUUCAUUUGUUCUUCGGAUUAGUGGUAGAUCGAGCUUUGCUCCUGUAAAAGGAAUUAAAGAGCAUUUAAACUUAAUCUCGCCAUGAACUUUCUCCAAA
Messenger RNA from Zea mays, 1255 nucleotides. RefSeq lists its product as uncharacterized. The transcript has a single exon. The record is from RefSeq and is marked provisional. Gene Ontology annotation, biological process: regulation of DNA-templated transcription. Lineage: Eukaryota; Viridiplantae; Streptophyta; Magnoliopsida; Poales; Poaceae. Bases 145 to 1080 code for a protein of 311 amino acids. Gene Ontology annotation, molecular function: sequence-specific DNA binding; DNA-binding transcription factor activity.